CUUGGUUAAUUGUAUGGCUCAAAGUCAAAAAAAGCUCAAUAUUAAUGUAAGUUUCGAAGGCGAAUUUGCUCAGUAUCUUACAGAGGUUGCACAAGCAUGGAAUAAAACUAUACCAGAAGUUUUAGUGUGUCUUGUGAAAGAAGAAUUUGAGGCAGAGAAGGAGAUGGCUGAAAUUAUAAAAGAGCGUGAUAUGCCAGAGGCAAAGACGGUCAGAAAUGAGGAUAUUGACUGGGAUAAAAUAUUAUCUGCAAAGACAAUUAAAGAUGAGUGAAAUAUAAUGUUAUCUAUUCAGAAAAGGUUCUUGAGAGGGAUUUCUUUACUUUACCACCAACAAUAAGAUCAAGAAUUAGAAGAGCUAUAGACGAGCGGCUUACAAUUGAUCCUAUUAAU
Molecule: messenger RNA, 390 nt
Organism: Cinara cedri
Lineage: Eukaryota; Metazoa; Arthropoda; Insecta; Hemiptera; Aphididae
Source: the annotation of a GenBank genome assembly